Messenger RNA from Rubroshorea leprosula, 1164 nucleotides. The record is from the annotation of a GenBank genome assembly. NCBI's taxonomy places the organism in Eukaryota, Viridiplantae, Streptophyta, Magnoliopsida, Malvales, Dipterocarpaceae.
UUCACAAGAACUCGAUUUUCAUUUUUCUGAUAAAAUGGCGAAACUGGCCGUAACUGUCGCCGUCGUCUUCCUCUUAUUGGCCGUUUCUCCUGCUCACUUUCAGGAGGUAGAUCUGCUGGAACAUGACGCUGCCGCUACCGUAGAGACUGAAGCUUCACUGUCGGAAAACCAGAAAGCAAUCUUCCUACCUAGCGAGGAUGUCGGAUUCGACACCGCAAAUCUCGAGUUCAAGUCUCAGGAUGCCGAGUCUAAACCCGAGAUUUCAGAGGUGGAAACUGGUCCAGACACUCACAACGUGCCGCUGACAGUGAUUAGCUCCCGUCCCAACAACAGUCAGUUCACUAGGCGCCCCUUCCUUCCUUUACACCGUCGCCACCGUCUCAAUUGCCGUCAACGCCGCCAGUUCAGGCCGUGGGAUCCGCAAUUCCAGAAGCAUCAUGCUAUUCCCUUUGGUGACGAUAUGAUCAGGUCCGCUGAUGGGAUGAACUUUGACACGGUGCAUCCAGGCGGGUUAAGAAAGGUACCGGCGAAGUGGGGGAGCUUUCAGCGGCGCCAUGAGGGGCCCAGGUUUUUUUUCAGGGAUGAGACGAUGUUCAGAGGUCCACGCCACUUCCACGGAGAGGAAGAGAAUGAUAGAAAGGUCAGGGAUGAGGCGUUCUUCAGAGGUCCACGUCACUUCCACGGGGAUGAAGAGAAUGAUAGAAAGGUCAGGGAUGAGGCGUUCUUCAGAGGUCCACGUCACUUCCCCAUGGAACAAGAGAAUGAGAGAAAGUUCAAGGAUGCCGCGAUCUUCAGAGGUCCACGUCACUUUCACGGGGAGGAAGAGAAUGAGAGAAACGGGUACGAGCACCACCAUCAUCACCACGAGCACCACCGCCACGAGGAAGAAGAAGGUGGGUUCCUGAAGAAAUUUCGAAAGUUUUUGAACCAUUUUUGAGGAGAUAUCAGUCCAGACUCCAUAGUGAUGCUGAUGCAUCAGCAUAGAUUACUAUUUACGGCCUUUUCUUUUGUGUUCUUCAAAACCAAAAGAAAAAAAGCUCUAUGUGUGUUGUUGCCUACAUACUACUUUUCGUGUGAAUAAUCAAUAAUUUCAGAUCAGCGAGGGUGAGAGAUGUUCCAUUUUCUUGUUUGUAUAUCCUUGUUUAAUAUAUAUGUAGUAUAUAU